This is a messenger RNA of Trichoderma virens Gv29-8, 869 nucleotides long. RefSeq lists its product as uncharacterized. The coding region runs from base 170 to 670 and encodes 166 amino acids. Gene Ontology annotation, biological process: translation. The record is from RefSeq and is a predicted model, not a curated record. Gene Ontology annotation, molecular function: structural constituent of ribosome. Gene Ontology annotation, cellular component: ribosome; mitochondrion. Lineage: Eukaryota; Fungi; Ascomycota; Sordariomycetes; Hypocreales; Hypocreaceae. The transcript has 2 exons.
GCCUGUGCAGAGCGCAUCUUUCGCAGGGCGAAUAGCUAGUGGGAAAUUCAGCUGUAGUUGGGCGAUUGGCCGGUCAGGGAGCGUCUGGACGAUGCGCUAAGAGAUAAACCCACCAAAACAACACAAUUCGACGACAAACAUAAAGAAAAACAGAAAACACUCGCCCACCAUGCCGUCCAUCCUCAACAUCGCACACAUGUGCUCGCACCUCCAAAACGCCUCCAAAGCCCGCCUCGGCCUCACCUCCAUCCCCAGCAACAAGUACAACCUGCACCUCGCCCUCGCCCUCCACCGCUCCGGCUUCUUCUCCUCCGUCUACCGCGCCGGCCCGCACCCGCCCACGCCCGAGCAAAUGGUCGCCCAGGUCCCCGAGCCCGUCACAAACGCCACCGUCGCCAAGAUGCGCAUCUGGCUCGGCCUCAAGUACUGGGACGGCCGCCCCGUCCUGUCAAAGGCCACCGUCAUCAGCAAGCCCUCGCGCCAGCUCACCGUCGACGUCCAGGAGCUGGCGCGCCUGACGAGGGGGUUCCCGACCAAGCUCAAGGGCGGCGUCGUCCAGGGGCUGGGCGUUGGCGAGUGCAUGUUUGUGUCUACGUCGAGUGGUGUGCUCGAGGUCAGGGAGGCGCUGGCAAAGAAGGUUGGCGGUGUGCUGAUGUGCCGAGUAUCAUGAUCUCGAAUGGGAAACGACGGAAACGAAAAACGAAAAAGAGAAAAUAGAGUUAAAAAUAAGGAAAAGGCGCGGAGAUGGCUUCAACAGUUGUGGUUGUGUAUAUAUAUAUUAUGUAUUGUCUCACAAAGGAGAGAGAGAGAGAAGAAGAAGAAGUACAUCUCACUGUAUGAAUAGAAUCAAUUACAAACAAGUAUGCAUG